AUCUCAUAGGAGAAUAAGCAACUGAACGUUUUCUCGGACCGUCGGGAACCAAAGCCUAUCAAGUGCUACAACAUGCGAGAAAUCCGAGAAGUGAUAUUCAAGCCAUUUGCAGACCCGUACGGGAUAGUUCUGGUGUUCAAUGGGCCCCACCGCAAAGAAAAGUUAUCGCUACGAUUCAAGGACGAGAAAGAGUGCAGAAAAUGGUUCGAUGACCUGGACAACGUGCGCGUGGCUCUCCGCAACUGGGAUAUUGCGAAGGGUGUGGGUGUUGUUAUUGCGGGGGCUUUGUUAGGUGCCGCCGCACGCCGACGUUAGGUGGUGGUGUAUAUUGGGUUUAGGGUUUAGGACCUUGAUGUACUUAUGCAUGAUGCCUUGGUUGGGUGAGACACGAGAAUGGUGUUCAUCUGAUUCGGUGACGUGUGUGCAUAUGAAUAAACGCAUUCAAUGCAAGUGUGAUAUAGCGAAGGGCGUCGCAUGGUGGACUAAGUGAGAACUAAGUCUAAGUGCGGAUUAGUGGUAGGACAGGUAGAUGUAUAUCUACGAUGGAUACGAGCUUUGGUCAAAUACGUAUACUUGUUUACACUCCAGAAAGGUCUUCAUCUGACCCGAGCAUUAGUCAAAUACGUAUACUUGGGUCACACACCAGAAAGGUGCUUAUUUGAUCCUGGGACAUGCGCAUGAAAACAAACGUGUAACGCAAUUGGGAUAUAGCACAGAGCGUAGGUAUUAUCGCGACGGCGUUAAAACGUAUUCAUAUAGGUACGUUAUUCAAAUACGUACACCUAGUUAUAUACCGGAAAGAUCUUCACCCCAUCUCGGACCAAGCAUAUAGUGAAUUAAAAACCAUAUAAUACCUUGU
Molecule: messenger RNA, 859 nt
Organism: Sphaeroforma arctica JP610
Lineage: Eukaryota; Ichthyosporea; Ichthyophonida
Exons: 2
Coding region: 73-315 (80 amino acids)
Source: RefSeq, a predicted model, not a curated record